Messenger RNA from Paramuricea clavata, 2947 nucleotides. The record is from the annotation of a GenBank genome assembly. Lineage: Eukaryota; Metazoa; Cnidaria; Anthozoa; Malacalcyonacea; Plexauridae.
AUGCCACCGCGACCUCACAAGCAAUUGGACUCGAAAAGGAUCGAGGAUUCACUUCGAGCAAACAUUUUGCCAUUGGUAAGUUUAUUGAGCAAACUUAAUUCAUUGUAGUGGCCCUGUGGUCAAUAAUAGCAUGUUAUGCAGCUGAAUUCACGGCAAUUCAUGCAGUCAAUUUAUUAAAUUCGUCUAGAUCACCGAACAGUUGGAAGCGGUAGCAUGCCGUGCUGUUUGGAGAGUUCGUGAAACAGACAUUGACAUCGCAAGAAAUCAGAUCGCUUCAAAGCGACUUCGCCUUGACCAAGUGGUUUCUUCAAUGAACGGCGUUCAAUUCUUUUUUUCCUGCGUUACAAGUGUCAUGUGCAACGCAAAAUCCGCGAAAGACGACGACAACGAAGCAAGUUACACGCCUGAAAGCUACCCAGCGAUUGCCUACUUCGUCGUGUACAAGGAAUGCGCAACUUGCAACGAGAAGAUCUUGUUUUCCACCAUUCACAACGAAGAAUUAGAUGCAGAGGUAUCGCGAAUUCGAGUGCGAAAAUCAUCCGAUAGCAAUAAUGAAAUGGAAAAAGCUGCAAAACAGUUAUUCCAAGUGGUCAAGGAUCACAGCAACAACACCAUCCAGGAGAUGCUCCAAAUAUCAAACGCGUAUUGCUACAAGAAUUCCGAGGGAACGCCGUCAGAUGAUGAUGAAGAGGAUGAUCAACCCGAGUUUGUUUCAACUCAUUUCCCCAAUGUCCCCUGCUGUAUAAUCGUCGUAAACGAAAGCGAGUUUCGGGAUCGUGUGGCUACAGCAGUUACAAAGCUGGAAUCAGACGGACUUGUUGUUGAUCUCGGUAAUGCAUGCGUUGUAAAGUUGGACAAUCCACCGUUCUCAUCCAACAACGAUGUCGCCGCCUUGAUAAACAACAUCGAUAAAUGCAUGAAGUUAUGCGACCACGCCUUAUAUCGUUCAGAAAUUUACACCAAACCAGAGGGUUCAAAUUUAACGUUUGUAAAAAUGAUGGAUGUAACUAGUUACUUGCAUAAACUUCUGGCUAACGAAGUGUUGCGUGACAAGCUGAUUCAGCAUUUUCAAGCGGUCGAUAGACUUCUGUCUCAUCCAGCAUGCGCAAUAAUUCAGCAGAUCAAAUUUGACGUGGAUCUCAUUGAAGUAUCAAACGGGUACUGUUUCUCGAUCAAAGCCCGAAAGUUCAUCGUCUGUCCUAUCCCGGAAUCCAUGCGUGGAAAACUGUCGCCAAGAUCUUUUGUUCCAUAUGACAGUUCCAAACCGCCGAAGCCUGGGUAUUUUCGAGAAGGCAUUGUCAACUCCUUUCCCGACGACGACGUGCGAGUACGGUUCCUGAAUAAACUCUAUCAGUGCCUGCUCGCGUUCAGCAUGCCUCACAAGGUGAGGAAAUUGGUAGUGGUUGGCCCCAAAGAUUCGGGCAAAACAUCUUGGUCCAACAUAUUCCAUCGUGUUAUUCCCGCCAGCUACAUUGCGUCGCUCACAAACGAGAGACAAUUUUCUGCCGCUAUGAUUAACAACGAAACUAAGCUGGUCCUCGUGGACGAGUGGUCGGCGAGCACGAUGCAAUCCGACCUUGCCAAAUGCAUCCUUCAAGGCGGAUGGAUGGUUUCUGCGGUAAAGCACGGCCUACCAAAGACGGUAUUAAAUAAUAGCCCCUUCUACAUCACCACAAAUAACCUCCCGAAUUUUGGUAAAGAAGAAGACGAUAACGUGAAGCGCAGAAUUGAGAUAUUCACAACAACGUCAUUUCCUCAAUCUCUACCGGGAAUCGACAAGUGGAUUUAUGACCACGCGAUGGAUUGCAUUGCGUGGAUAGCGGAAGAAAUCAACGCGAACCGCGAGCACAUCGAUCGACAUGAGCUCUGGUACGAGCCAAAUCACUCUGGACCGUUGACGAUUGCUGCAAACGAGGGGGAAAGUCUGUUCAGUGACGAACACGUGCGACGCAUAUCCAAUGCUGAUUUGCGCGAGGAGGACGCUCCUAUCGUUGAGGAAUUGUCGCAAACAAUCCACGACGGUUUUGCGGUGGAGUUACGUUCGCGACGUCUCGCGCGGAAGAGAAGGGCCGCUCGUGGGGAGUUAAACAGCGACGACGAUAGCACAAGUGAAGAAGUACAAGAACAUAACAACUCCUCCUCCGAUGGUGAGAAACGUAGGGACGACAUGGAAGGAUGCCGGUUGACUGAAGACAACGUUGUCAAAGAGAGCCCUCAAACGAAGUCGACAACAUUAGCAGAAAGUAGAGACGGAGAGACAACUCACAACGAACGCAGCAAGACGACUACGGUGUCAGUGGAACAACCGUUAAAUGACGACCAACUAUCGAAUGACGAGGAAACAAUGGACAGUGGAACAGAGAGAACUGACAACGCACGUGCCAACACAGAAGCAAGUGCGGUAACAGUAGAACAACUGUUACCGGUAAAACUCCCACAACCAACAAACGAAGCAUCGCCUGAUGAGGAAGUUAUAGACAGCCAGACAGACUAUUCGUACCUAUUCACCUCCAGCAGAAUGGGUAUUGAACGACAAAACGUAUAUGUCCAAAGUCGCAUGCUUUAUUAGAUAUGGCUUUAUGAAAAUGAAAAAGGCGAACUCUUAUCGUUUAAUGAACGAAGAGACAAGGCCAAAUUAAAGCGCACAAAAAAAGAACGUGAUUUUUGGACUAUUGCGGACCCAAACAUUGAUGCCUGGAUGCUCGUAACUGGACAAAAGCGAGAUGUUUUCAACAUCGAAUCGUUCGUGCAACAGAACCGUGAAAUCGUGGAAGAAAUAGGACAAGUUCGAAAGAAUGUGAAAGUGCUUAUUCUAAGAAGUCGAUGCCCCCUCGUGAAGGCACUACAAGAAAUUGAAAGGCGUGAACGGGGAGAGGAGAGCGAAGAACAAGUUGAAGUUCCUUCGCAAACGUAUUGGACAACCUUCAAAAGCUGGAGACCGUGGUAA